AUGACUACUGAAAAAACCAUAGCCUUGACUAGAUGGACAUUUGUUGGCAAAGUAAUGUCUCUGCUUUUUAAUGUGCUGUCUAGGUUGGUCAUAGAUUUUCUUCCAAGGAGCAAGCGUCUUUUAUUUUCAUGGCUGCAGUCACCAUCUGCAGUGAUUUUGGAGCCCCCCAAAAUAAAGUCUGUCACUGUUUCCACUGUUUCCCCAUUUUACAUGAAAGUGUGUCACUUAAUGUCCUUUACUUCAUUUAAAGGAAAGAUUUCUUUGAUUGGGGCCCCUUAUAAAAACUGCAUAUACUAUGUUAUAUAUUAA
This is a messenger RNA of Rangifer tarandus platyrhynchus (Svalbard reindeer), 309 nucleotides long. Lineage: Eukaryota; Metazoa; Chordata; Mammalia; Artiodactyla; Cervidae. The record is from the annotation of a GenBank genome assembly.